Messenger RNA from Asparagus officinalis (garden asparagus), 774 nucleotides. RefSeq lists its product as uncharacterized. Bases 1 to 774 code for a protein of 257 amino acids. The transcript is spliced from 5 exons. The record is from RefSeq and is a predicted model, not a curated record. NCBI's taxonomy places the organism in Eukaryota, Viridiplantae, Streptophyta, Magnoliopsida, Asparagales, Asparagaceae.
AUGAAUAAAUCUUUGUUGGGAAAAUGGAUUUGGAAAUGGUUUGAUGAUAAGAUGGAUCUAUGGAAACAAAUAAGUUUCUACAAGUAUUUUGAGAAUAAAAACUGUACUAGUGUAGAUGUGGGGAAUGGAAAUAAAACUCUUUAUUGGCUUGAUAAAUGGACAGGUGCAAAUACUCUAGCUUCUAUGUUUCCUUCUCUUUAUAACAUUGCAUCAUUCCCUUAUGCUACUAUUACCAGGAGGAUAAGAGAAAGUUUUCAAUAUUAUGAUAUGUUGAACAAUAUUAUGCUUAUUAAUUUUGUUCACAGGGAGGAUAAGAGAAAGUGGAUUUGGGAAGCAAAAGACAAGUUUACUGUUAAAUCAUAUUAUCAUUUUCUUAUUGAUGGAGGCUUAAGGUAUGACUGCUUAAAUCUUUGGAAGCUUUCUGUUCCUCUAAAAGUGAAAUUUCUGGUUUGGUUGGCUUUAAGAAGUGGUUUAAACACGAAAAAGAAUUUAGUAAAGAAAGGUGUUCAUAUGGAUGUGCUGUGUUGUUUUUGUUCCAAGUUGGAGGAAAAUCAUCUUCAUCUUUUUGUUAAAUAUAUUUGGAAGAAAUGGAGUGAUGAGAAGUAUGAUAGUGGGAACAUAGAGAGAGAUGUGAUUCUUUGUUCUCUUAUAUGGUGUUCUCAGAUAUCUGAUCGUGCAGCUAGACUACAAGAGAGGAGGAGGAAAGAAGCUGCUUCAGUUGCUGAAAUUUCUUUAGUUUGCACAGCUGGGAGGGUGAUUGAUCUGCUGGAAUGA